CACAUUCCAGAAUUACCCUCAUGGUCACAAACUGUUUCAAUAUUUGAAGCGUUGGACCGCGUUCUACAUGCAUACGUUCGUUUCAAUCGGAAAAGAGCGGAACAACGUUCUCCGUCAACAGCGGUAACAAAUUGUUUUGCUAAUUUAAGACGGUUAUCGAGUCUUGAUUAUGUUGUAAGCAGAGAUGUUCGCAGUGAUAAUCGUUAUAAGACACGACUUUGCAGGGACGUCGAAGCAGGACGGGCUUGUAGACGUGGAUUACGCUGUACAUAUGCGCAUUGUGACAAUGAACUGAGAAGGACUCCAACGGCAUUGAAGCCGUCAUUGUCAUUACCAAUAAGGGGCGAGAAUGGGAGUCUGCUGAAACGAAUUAAUGAAUGUGAUGGUUUUGUGAAUGACAGUAACGAUACUGCCACAUUGCAACACAACAUUGUGUCGUGUAUGUCGAAUGCACCACCCACCCUUCCACGGCUCAACUCGCCUCGAGCCCCUCCACCCCCUUGCAAUGCACAACAAAUUACGGCUCCCAAUCCUAGAGUACCAAUCAUACCCAUGCGAAUGCCUCCUCAACCACCCAAUCAGAACGCUGUUCUCUUCGAUUCAGCGCAGCCAAUACAAGUGCCAUUACCUGUUGUACCUGUCAUUAUACCACCAGCCAGAUACAUCGAUUCAGCGAAUUCUCCUAAUGCUCCCAUACAAAUCGCUCCUCAGAAUCAGGGGUUGUCGAACGCAAUGAUAGCGCCAAAUACGGUAAUACAGUUUCCGAUUCAUGCACCUCCACCUCCUCAUCAGCCUCAGUUCCUUCCCCCACCCAAUCAACCUCAGCUUCAUAUCAAUCAUAAUCAGAAUGCUCUUCAAUGGACUCAGAAUUGUGUGAAUGGGUCGGCACUGAAUGAACAGCCACCACCAGCAGCUAUGAUUCCACCCUCAGCUGGAGGUGGAGCACUUCAAAUGAAUUUACCGUUGGAAUGUGUAGAAACACAGUGGAACGUCGUCGAUAGAACGACAUGCCGCAGUGCUCCUGUUCAACCAGUCGCCGCAUUUGAGGAGAUCGUACAUCACGGUGAAAUGAAUAACUAUCGAAUAAUGAAACGUUCCGAGCAAGAAGAUGAAGAGCAGUUGAUGAUGCGCAGAAAAGAAAUCAUUUCAAGGUUGGUUGAUAUAAAUCAGAAGCCGAACGGUAUAUCUGUAUGUGAAGAGUCAUUUGACGAAGAUGAUCUGCAGAGUCAUGUUUCUUAUACGGUCGCUAGUUCGGUUUUGUACGACGAUAAGGAUACGUUCACUUCAACUACUCUCCACUUACCGCCAUUACCGCUUCGUUUCACCUCAGCUUCUAAUGUUGAUGAUGCCGUGUCCGUAACGAAUUGCUUGAGCGAUUUGAACAAAACAACAACUGUAUUAACGGUAUGUCCACCACCAUGUGUAUGGACAAACAUUGCAAAACCAGCAACCGUACAAUCACCGUGUAGUGUUAUGACGAUUAAAGAUAUGAUCAAUUUGCCUUUAGCCACACCGGCGAUACAACGUUCUCAUGUGCCACAUUUGGCCGUCUGUCAAAUGAAAGACUCAAAUUGCAUACCUAAUUCAUGUAUACCACCCGUCAUUCGACCGCUCCCAUCAACGUCUCAAGACCCACAAAAUGUAGUCAGUGAAACGCUGGAUCGUAUCGUAGACGUUCGUGAACGGUUGAAUGACGUCGAAAAGAACAGUGGCUUGGGAUGUUCUGUUGAGAAACAGCAGUUGAAAGAGGAACUGAAUAUCAUCAAUCGCCAGAUACAAACCCUCGAUCAGCAGACGAAACAGUCGUGUCUCUUAAAGGAAUUAGAAGUGGUCGAUAAGAAAAUUGAACAUCUUAAUGUGCAUUGUUGA
Molecule: messenger RNA, 1869 nt
Organism: Anisakis simplex (herring worm)
Lineage: Eukaryota; Metazoa; Nematoda; Chromadorea; Rhabditida; Anisakidae
Source: the annotation of a GenBank genome assembly